CCGCGCGGCGCCGCUGGCUUCGUUCCCUCCCCUCCUCCGCCCGCCGCCCUCGCUGUCCCCCGGGCGGCCGGAGACGGCGGCGGCGUCUGCGGGAAGCCGUGUCUCCGCAGUGACGUGGGCGGGCCGAGGGCCGGGUGACGUCAGAGGCUGUGUGUAGCGCUGUGUGUGGGGUUCGGAGCGGCGCCGGCACAGCGAAGGCGGCGAGCGGCGGCGACGGCGGGCACAGGUCAAUUAAACGAAGAGUGAACUGUAAUCCUUGAAGAUAACCGGGCAGGGUUUUUUCUUUUAAGUAUAUAUAUAUAUAUUUUAAUUGUAGAAGUUCAGGUGGAGUCAGGCUGUUACUGGUAUAGAGGUUUAGACUUUACCACAGAGCAGUGGACCACCAUUUUCAGUGAAGUUACCCCCCCCCCCCCCCCACUUCUUUUUUGGUGCCCUUGGCAAAAAUGAAAUCCAUUGCAUCAUUGUAACUCAUGUUUGGGUGUAGUUUUAGUAUAUAGUAAUUGCAGAACUUUGCCACAUGCUUCCCUUCGAAGACAGAGCCACCAAAUGCAGCCAUUGCACCGAACUUCAGGCAAAUUGAAUUGAGAAAUUAGUCUUAUUUUAACACAAAUAUCCGAAGAAAUCAAGAAAACAAGAUUUUUCUCAGAAGUCUGCUUAUGAUUUAUUAGAAGCAAAUCAGAAAUUUUGUAGUAUUUUCUGUUAUCCUGAGGUAUAACUAAACCAAAACCAAUUUGCACAAAUUUAUUGAGCAAGAAAUUCAUCUUUGGAAACUAAACAUUUUCUAGGGAGUCAUAAUUUUUGUAUACAUUAUCCUUUUCUUUUCAAAUUAGCAACUGUAUACAACAUGCCAAUUGCAGACUUAAUUAUUUAAAACACCAGUGUAGUCAUGGAAAACCUACAGUCCAGUUUCUCCUUAGUUCAGGGUUCAAAUAAAAAACUGAACAGAAUGGAGGAUGAUGGCAGCCCUCCCGUGAAAAAAAUGAUGACAGACAUUCAUGCCAAUGGAAAAGCGCUAACCAAGGUGAAGAAGGAGCAUUUGGAUGACUAUGGAGAUGCAUCGGUGGAGACCGAUGGAGAGCUUGCCAAGCGAAACUGUACUUCCAUGCCUGAAACUUUAAAUUUAAACCCCAGUCUGAAGCACACACUAGCACAGUUCCAUCUGAGUAGUCAGAGCUCUUUGGGUGGACCAGCAGCAUUUUCCGCUCGCUAUUCCCAAGAAAGCAUGUCGCCGACUGUGUUCCUGCCUCUUCCAUCUCCUCAGGUUCUUCCUGGCCCUCUUCUCAUCCCUUCUGAUAGCUCCACAGAGCUCACUCAGACUGUUUUGGAAGGGGAGUCUAUUUCUUGUUUUCAAGUUGGAGGAGAAAAGAGACUCUGUUUGCCCCAAGUCUUAAAUUCUGUUCUCCGGGAAUUUUCACUCCAGCAAAUAAACACAGUGUGUGAUGAGCUCUACAUAUAUUGUUCACGUUGUACUUCAGACCAGCUUCACAUCUUAAAAGUCCUAGGAAUCCUUCCCUUCAAUGCCCCAUCCUGUGGGCUGAUCACGUUGACUGAUGCGCAAAGACUCUGCAACGCCUUACUGCGGCCGAGGACCUUUCCUCAAAAUGGUAGCAUACUUCCUGCUAAAAACUCUUUGGCCCAGUUAAAGGAAGCUGGCAGUGCCUUUGAAGUAGAGCAUGAAUGCUUGGGCAAAUGUCAGGGUCUCUUUGCACCCCAGUUCUAUGUUCAGCCUGAUGCUCCCUGUAUCCAGUGUCUGGAGUGCUGUGGAAUGUUUGCACCCCAGACAUUUGUCAUGCAUUCUCAUCGGUCACCUGACAAGAGAACUUGCCACUGGGGCUUCGAGUCAGCCAAGUGGCACUGUUACCUUCAUGUGAACCAAAAAUAUCUAGGAACACCCGAAGAAAAAAAACUGAAGAUAAUUUUAGAAGAAAUGAAAGAGAAGUUUAGCAUGAGAAAUGGAAAGAGAACCCAAUCAAAGACAGAUACACCGUCAGGAAUGGAAUUGCCAUCCUGGUACCCUGUUAUAAAACAGGAAGGUGACCAUGUUUCUCAGACGCAUUCGUUUUUACACCCCAGCUACUACUUGUACAUGUGUGAUAAAGUGGUUGCACCAAAUGUGUCACUCACAUCUGCCUCCCAGUCUAAAGAGGUCACCAAGACAGAGACAAGUAAGUUCUCCAAACAGGCAGAAAAGCCUCAUGGUAAUAGUAAACAACAAAGAACAGUGUCUUACCCAGACGUCUCACUUGAGGAGCAGGAGAAAAUGGAUUUAAAAACAAGUAGAGAGUUAUACAGUCAUUUAGAUCCAUUGAUCUCAAAUAAUUCUGUGAGUAAAAAGAAAUCUGAGUCUGCUGUUUGCAACUUAGUGAGAGACAUAAGCAAGCUUGAUGCUGAAGCUUCGUCUCCGUUUCUGGUCAGAGAUGUUACUUGUGAGGACGACAAGGGAAAGAUUAUGGAAGAAGUGAUGAGAACCUAUGUAAAACAGCAGGAGAAGCUGAAUUCAAUUCUGCAGAAGAAGCAACAGCUUCAGAUGGAAGUGGAGAUGCUGAGCAGCUCUAAGGCGAUGAAGGAGCUCACUGAAGAGCAGCAGAAUCUACAGAAGGAGCUUGAGUCUUUGCAGAAUGAGCAUGCUCAGAGGAUGGAGGAAUUUUAUAUUGAACAGAGAGACUUGGAGAAGAAGUUGGAGCAGGUGAUGAAGCAGAAAUGCACCUGUGACUCAAACUUGGAGAAGGAUAAAGAGGCCGAGUACGCAGCCCAGUUGGCAGAACUGAGGCAGAGACUGGACCAUGCUGAGGCGGACAGGCAAGAACUCCAGGAUGAACUCAGACAAGAGCGGGAGGCGAGACAGAAGUUAGAGAUGAUGAUAAAAGAGCUGAAGUUGCAGAUUGUGAAAUCGUCAAAGACCACCAAGGAAUAGAAGAGAUGCUUCUGUAUUUGGUUGACAGGGAUUUAUGUUUGUUGCUUGCUUUGGAAAUUAAAUUUUAUCAUCUUAUAUGAAUGAAGAUAACUAGACAUUCUGUUCAUUUGUAGGGCAGCAAAGUGCAAAGAUUAUAUAGUAGUACAUCAAUUUUUCCGUUUUCCAAAUGAAUGAACAUUUGCUUCUUUGUACAUUUUUCAGUCAGCUUGGUAAUGCUGACCUAUGUGAUUUCAGUCUGUGGACAGUCUGUCUACCUGUAUUUCUGAGGCAAGCCCAACAGUUACAUACUUUCCACAGCUGCGCUAUGUGGUGGAAAAGAGCAAUGUCAGUUUUGUAUGCUUAUUUCAGUCUGGAGCUUAGAUACAGGGUAAUGUUUAUUAUACAGAGCCAGCCAACUCUGUGUCUUCCUUCUCAUUACAGAAUAUCUUAUUACAGAAUCUCCUCUUUUUAGUUUUUCAAGAUACGGUUUCUCUGUGUAGCCCUGGCUGUCCUGGAACUCACUCUGUAGACCAGACUGGCCUCGAGCUCAGAGAUCCAGCUGCCUCUGCCUCUUGAGUGCUGGGAUCUUUUCAUUUUUAUAUACCAAGUUUGUGUUUUAUUUUGUUCAGGUUGUGGAAUGAAGUUCCUCCUAAGAGGAAUCUUACUGAUGGAAUGAUAGUACCACCCCAGUGUACAUUGUGGGGGAGCAUGCUUUGCUGUACCUUCAUGCUGCACACAAGAGCAGUUGUAAUUUGUCUUUUGGUUUAAGAGUGGCUAUAUCUAGAUAUGUGUGUGUUGACUUAAGAAAAUUAAAAUGAUUGCUUAACUUUUAUUGUUAAUGGUGUGAGAAUAUUCAUCUUCAUGAGGAAAAUGGAUCCCACUGAUGUACAUUGGUUCCUCUUGUACAGUUUUUAUAUGUAGUCUUAAAAAGGGUCUUACUGAAAUUUAUAUAAUGGAUUUUUUUCUUUUAAAUUAUAAAAUAUUAAAUAUCUUGAAGGUUAUUUUGGACUUUUGUAUAUUUUAAUGUUACCUUAAAACUUGCACGAAUGGACCAUUAUGACUCUUUAAUCUUAAAAUCAGGAAUUUACAGUCAGCUAAUAAUAUCUGAUAGCUUAAUAAUUCACCCUUGAAGUAUCUGCUACUAGCAGGAAUUUUGGAUGAACUUUAGAUGACAAAUGAAUUCCGUGGUUUGGGGAAGGGCAGCCUCUGCACUUUUAUUUUUAUUUUUUUGCACAUUAAAGUCUGUUAUUUUUGACCAGUGGCUUUCCCAUUAGUUGAUGCUCAGCUUGAAAUUUACUAGGGAGAAUUCUAAGAGCAUUGUGGUUUUUCUUUUUGUUUUGUUUCCCCUUCAAAUUGCAGGGUUCCUCCUGCCUCUGCCUCCCAAGUGUUGGAUCUACAGGCGUGGGCCCCACCACACCUGGGUGUGUGUGUGUGUGUGUGUGUGUGUGUGUGUGUGUGUAUGUUCACUACAUGAAGGGACUUGGUGUCUGUGCUUAGGAAUAACUUAAGAGUUAAGGCUGUCACUGCUCUUUCGUUUCUUCAUACAUGUUUCUUCAUACAUAUUUCUUGAUACAUCUAAAAGCAACUUUUUCCAAAAGGGAGUUUGCUUUCUAAAUGUAUUUUGACCGAAAUGGGGAUUUACUCCUCUAUGUUAGCUUUAUAAUUUAAUGUGUUGACUUUUGUAACCUCCUUGAGGAGAAACAGAUGUUAAAUUGCACAGGGACCAUAUAUGUCAUUUUAUUUAGAUCUGGGGAAAGAAAAAUCACAGCCAUUUGUAAAAUAGCUUUAGCUUAGUUGUCAGUUAUAGUGCAGCUGGGCUAUGUGGGAGGCAAACUUACACCAUUUAUUUUUCUGAUUACUCAAAACUCUUCUACUUACGUGCUACUAAAGCACAUGUAAUUUUUCGAGUCUUUGAAUGAAACUUGGCCUCAUGACAUUGUUUAGCAUAGCCUUUAUUUUCCAGAAGAUGAAAGGAUGUGCCAUAGUUUUUUGUCUGAACUUCCUUGAAAAUAAUUUUAAUCAGCUGUAAAUAUUAUACCUACUACUGUUGAAAGUAACUUUAAGUUACAUUGCUCCAUAUAGCUUGAAAACGAAAUUGAAACUCUGUCAUACUCCCAAAGUGACCACUGCUUAACUUUCCAUAGGAGACUUAUUUUAUGCAUGCUCAUUUUGUGUGCUGGUUGCUAUCUUAAAGUUCGUUCUGGUGUUCGGUCUUGUGCAUUGUGCCAAGCUUACUAGGCAAGCAGAUACUUCCUCAGACUCUGUUCUGUCAGGAAGAAAGGAGACCAUGUGCUCUGAAAACCUGGGUUUAGGAGUGCACUGCAGAGUUUGUAGAGUGCAGGAGAGACGGCGAGUGAUGCCUGCUGUGGUGGUGAUGGUUUCUCUCUGUGGUCCAAGUGUGGGAACUGCUGCCCUCAAGGAGACUCAAACCACCUGCCAAUCAACCAGGACUUUUGAACACCGAAAGAUUUGACCAACAACUUAGGUUUGGCUUGGGCUUUAAUAUUUUUGAAAUAUAUUCCUUUGCUUGAAUUUCUUGUGUUUUUGAGGAUAAGGAUGUUUUAUGCUUCUUGAGCUAAUUUUAUAACAUUUAAUAUAUAACCUGUUUAUAUGUAAAAUCUUUUGUACAGGGGUGGGAAGGAGUAAUGGGAAAACUCAUCUGUACAUAGUGAAUUAUAAACAGACUGGAGUAGGGAGACAGUGGGUUGCACUUGGUUCGCAGGCUCCUGUGUCCUUUGAAAGUCACAUCAGAGCAGCCAGUUUCUCUGUGUGUCUGACUUGUUUGCAAAAUGAAAAGGAAACACAAGUACUAAGAAACGUGCCCAAGGUAUUUCCCUAGAAACAGCUGCGAAGCUGGUCUUGCAGGGCUCGGAUCCACUUCUAGAAGGUGUGCUCAAUGUGUUAGGCUUUGAGUGGGUCAGCAAGAACAUUAGUUUCUAUUUGUCCGUUGUGCAUUUAAUCCUUAGGCCAGGGCAUUCCAAACUGAUGACAAAUUGUGUUCAUCAUGUCCAUCUGAUCCUGCUCUUGGACCUACUUGUUCACGGUUUCAUGGAAGCAAUCAGCAAUAUGUGAUAUGAACUGCGGAACUGAGAUAUUUAAACAGAACUUAGUUUUUUUCUUUUUCUAGUGUAAGAUACUUAAGCAUUUCCACUAUUGGAAGAAAAACAUAUGGGUAUUUUGUAUUGUAUCUUGUUUGAAAGGACAGUCUUUUUUAAUCUUCCCACUUAAAUGGCUUUUAAAAAUAUAUACAAUUUGAAGCUUGUUUAGAAAUAGAAUUAAGUGUCAUAUAUAGUGUUAACUGUUUUGAAAUUAGGAAGUAAUCAAAUAUAAAACAUUUUAAAAAAUUAAGCCCAGAAAACAAAAUAGUGUUUAAAGUUAGUUUAGUAUAAAAGGAAUUUAUAAGAUUUUUUCUUCAAUAUAGAUACCUCACUUGAAAAAAAAGAAAGCACAGCACGUUUAAUUCUCAUGAAAACACCCUACUAAAAUAAUUGCUAAGCCUAGGACAUCGUUUGAGUUGUUAGAGUUUGUGAUACAUGUAGUUGCCAUUAGCUUUUUGCUGGAAAUACUUAUAUUGGUAAUUUUAAGGCAAUGUAACAGUCUUCAAUUACUCCUCAGUUUUAACCUGUGAAGGCAGUAAGUGAAUGGUCCCUUCUGCAACUACUGAAGCAAAUUGACUAUAUUGAGCAUAAUUCAACUGGUAAUUUUGCCAGUGUGUAUAGUUUUAUGAUUAAAAUUGCUGUGGUUGGUUGCAUUACAUGACACACAAAACUGUCCUCUACCUCACGUGAAAUAAAUAUUUUAUAUGGUUUUACUAAAAAAAAAUAAGAUUCAUCUAUCUGGUUACUUAGUUUACAAAUUUUGGAUUAUAUUUAUUGAAACAUGACAUACUGUGCUCUUAGCUUAUACCUCAAUUGUAUUUUGUGCUGUUUUCCAUUUUCAUGCCUUGUAUAUAACUUGUAUAGAUGGUGGAUGAUAUUCCCAAUAAAAGCUUUUAAUGCCCAUGA
Molecule: messenger RNA, 6897 nt
Organism: Microtus oregoni (creeping vole)
Lineage: Eukaryota; Metazoa; Chordata; Mammalia; Rodentia; Cricetidae
Gene: Skil
Product: SKI like proto-oncogene
Exons: 7
Coding region: 887-2914 (675 amino acids)
Biological process (GO): negative regulation of BMP signaling pathway
Cellular component (GO): nucleus
Molecular function (GO): SMAD binding; DNA-binding transcription factor activity, RNA polymerase II-specific; RNA polymerase II cis-regulatory region sequence-specific DNA binding
Source: RefSeq, a predicted model, not a curated record